Aspergillus pseudoviridinutans is the source of this 237-nucleotide messenger RNA. RefSeq names its product Zn(II)2Cys6 transcription factor domain-containing protein. The transcript is spliced from 2 exons. Gene Ontology annotation, biological process: positive regulation of transcription by RNA polymerase II. The coding region runs from base 1 to 237 and encodes 78 amino acids. Lineage: Eukaryota; Fungi; Ascomycota; Eurotiomycetes; Eurotiales; Aspergillaceae. Gene Ontology annotation, molecular function: sequence-specific DNA binding; zinc ion binding; DNA-binding transcription factor activity, RNA polymerase II-specific. The record is from RefSeq and is a predicted model, not a curated record. Gene Ontology annotation, cellular component: nucleus.
AUGAAAGCUGCCACAUCAUCAGCACCAUCCCGCGGUAAGAGGUCGCUGGAGGCCCUGCGGGAGCAACGACCUCGAAAGAGGGAGAAAUAUGCAAAAAUGGCUUGCUCCCUAUGUAAGGUUCGAAAGGUCAAGUGCAGCGGUAACCAGCCUUGCAGCCGGUGUGAGGAGCUCCAUAGCGAAUGUACCUACAACGAGCCGUUCCAGCCCGAUGCUGCUGAGUAUGGCCCCUGGGUCUAA